This is a messenger RNA of Ustilaginoidea virens, 2721 nucleotides long. RefSeq lists its product as uncharacterized. The record is from RefSeq and is a predicted model, not a curated record. Bases 1 to 2721 code for a protein of 906 amino acids. Gene Ontology annotation, cellular component: alpha,alpha-trehalose-phosphate synthase complex (UDP-forming); cytosol. NCBI's taxonomy places the organism in Eukaryota, Fungi, Ascomycota, Sordariomycetes, Hypocreales, Clavicipitaceae. Gene Ontology annotation, biological process: trehalose biosynthetic process. The transcript is spliced from 3 exons. Gene Ontology annotation, molecular function: catalytic activity.
AUGACUGUCUUUGUCUGUUCACUUUUCCUUCCCAAAACCGUUCAGUUCAAUCUUCCUGGCACGCCGCCUCGGAGAAACACGCUACGAAGACGAUCCAAGACAACCAUUCCGCCACGGCAGCCGCCGCCUGCUCCUCCCGCCGAGGUGCAGCCCAGUCUCUUUGAUCCGCGACCCGUCAUCACCCCACCUCACACUCCUACGGACGAGUCGGCAUCACCUGAUCCCUUUGCCAACGAAGAUGGGUUUCGCAUUCAUUUUCCUCACGAGCUUGGCUCGCCAGAUGAAUUGACGUCAAAGUGGGGUUCCCGUGCCAACCAGCCUUUAUCCCGUGCCAACUCGCCUCCUCCGGCGGCCCUUUUCGAGCGCGACAGGACCUUGGAGAAGGCGCGCGAGCUCGGUCGUCGAGGCUUGGUGCAGCCAAAGGCUCACAUGCGCAGCGACAGCCAUGAUCGCGUCUUCUCCUCGGCUCCCUGGACGGUGGUGGACGCGGAUCAAGGAAACGGGGGGCUUCGACAUGCUGCCGAGGCUGCGUCUCGGGAUGGCAAGCUGGGGGAUUACAUGUGGGUGGGCACGUUGGGAAUGCCCACCGAUGCACUUGAUGGGACGCAGCAGAAAACAGACAUUGAAGACACCCUAGCCAACGAGUACGACAUGCUCACAGUCUUUUGUUCCGACAAGGAUUUCGAUGGGCAUUACACCCAUUUUUGCAAGCAGAUCCUGUGGCCCGUCUUCCACUACCAGAUACCCGACAAUCCAAAGAGCAAGGCAUACGAGGACCAUUCUUGGAAGUACUACGUCAACGUGAACCAGGCUUUUGCGGACAAGAUUGUCCAGAACUGGAAGCGAGGGGAUGUGAUCUGGGUCCACGAUUACCACCUGCUGCUGGUGCCCGGCAUGGUUCGCAAGAAGCUACCCGAUGCCAAGAUUGGUUUCUUCCUGCACGUCGCAUUCCCGUCAUCCGAAGUCUUCCGUUGCCUGGCGGUUCGAAAACAGCUUCUCGAGGGCAUGCUCGGUGCCAAUCUGGUCGGUUUCCAGAUUCACGAGUACACUCGCCACUUUCUCCAAACCUGCAGCAGAAUUCUCAGUGUCGAGGCAACUCCAGAAGGCAUCGAGAUGGAAGAACGUUUUGUGGAUGUCAUCAACACCGCCAUCGGCAUCGAUCCCGUCAGCUUGGAGAGGAACCGGGGCAAGCAAGACGUCGUCCGAUGGCUGCACAUCCUUCAGGAGAGAUACAAGGGCAAAAGGCUCAUUGUGGCACGAGACAAGCUGGACCACGUACGCGGUGUUCGGCAAAAGCUGCUGUCAUACGAGCUGUUUCUGAACAAGAACCCUCAGUGGCGGGAGCACACAGUCCUGAUCCAGGUAGCCCUGUCGUCGAGCCAAAACAGCGACCUCGACGCCACAGUCUCCGACAUUGUCACUCGUGUCAACUCCACGUGGGCCAACCUAGCAUACCAGCCUGUUGUUUACCUGAAGCAGGACAUCGAUUACGCGCAGUACCUAGCGCUUCUGACAAUCGCGGACGCGCUCAUGAUCACAAGCCAGCGCGAGGGCAUGAAUUUGACGUCACACGAGUACGUUUUCUGCCAGGACGGCAAGAUGUACCCGGACCAUAAAAACGGCUCGCUCAUCUUGUCCGAGUUCACUGGCACUUCCUCUCUCUUUGGGAACAGCGAGCUCGCGGUAAACCCCUGGGACUAUCGCCAAUGUGCCGACGCUAUCAAGCAGGCCCUGGAAAUGGGGCAGGAUGAGAAAGCACGUCGAUGGGAGAAGCUGUACGAGUCGGUUGCGCGGCAUACCGGGUCCCACUGGUUCGGCGAAUUGCUCUCCCACCUCGACCGAGCCUACGAGGAGCAACAUAAGCGCGACCAGACAUCUGUCCCCCGACUCUCCAUCCCGGACGUUUGCAGAAGGUAUGAAAAGUCAAGUCGGCGCCUGUUCAUGCUGGAUUACGAAGGCACUCUGGUCAGCUGGGGCCCUGUCAACAAGAUCAUCCCCGUCAGCCCUCAGCGAACCUUGGAUGUGCUGAACGAUCUGCUGCUAGACGAACGCAACAUUGUCUACGUCAUGUCGGGUCGCCAGCCAGAAGAGGUCGACCAUGUGUUCCGCAGGGUACCCGGUCUCGGGCUCAUCGCGGAGAACGGUUGCUACGUAAAGGACUGCGGCUCUGAGAGAUGGGUGGAGAUGUCGGACGGGGUUCAGAUUGGAAACUGGAAGACUGCUGUCAAGGAGAUUCUCCGGUACUACCUGGACCGUACCCCUGGUGCAGAGCUCGAGGAGCGUCGAUGCAGCAUUUUAUUCCACUACGCCGGAGCAGAGGACCUCGAGGCCGCCACUCGGCUCGCCGCCGACUGCGCCAGCCACGUCAACGAUGCUUGCGAGUCAUUGAAAGUCCAUGCCAUCGUCUUGGACGGAAUGAUUGCGGUCGAACCCCUCGACUGGACCAAGAGCACAGCUGCGCACAAGGUUUUUGAGAAGCUCAACGGCCACACCACGUCGGAUGGUGGUGAGAAGGCCAAGCCUGUCGACUUUCUCAUGGUUGUCGGGGAUGGCCGGGAAGACGAAAAAGUGUUCAAGUGGGCCAACAAGCUGGGAAAGCGGCACAUUGUUGACAAUGUCGUGACGGUCAGUCUUGGCAAUAGGAGUACUGAAGCAGCGUCCACCUUGACCCAAGGUGUUAGCGGUGUACUGAGCUGUCUCCAGCGACUGGUCUCCUCAUAA